AUGCAUGCCCAAGUUUCGGGCAACAACAAUGCGGUUUCUGCGGAGGUGAAAGAAUCAUGCUCAGUUCAACUCAGGUCACCCAUUGAUCCACUGAUUUCGAUAGAAGCGAUGGUGUUAGUUUUACCCAGACUUACUGGAAAUUUGCCAACGUGCCACAUCAGUGCACUCACGCAGCAAGCUUUUUCAGACCUUGUCUUGGCGGAUAAAAGGUUCUUCAUAAACGAGCAAGUCGAUCUUGUUCUAGGUGGUGACAUCUAUCCCCAAAUAAUUUUAGGCGGUAUUCGAAAGAAUGUUCUAAGUACGCUAUUAGCUCAAGAGAUAGUAUUCGGUUGGCCACUGACGGGUCGGGCAGACUCAGACAAUCCAACUACUAAUCGCGUAUCGUUCUUCAAUGAAGUGGCCCUGGAUAAACAACUCAGCCCUUUCUGGGAGUUAGAAGACAUCCCGAGAGACAGGAUAAUAACAGCGGAGGAAAAGCAAUGCGAGGAGCUCUACAAACGAACGACAAUGCGGAACCAAGAUAGAAGAUACAUCGUGUCUCUUCCAUUUAAAGACGAUUUCCCAUCUUAA
Molecule: messenger RNA, 570 nt
Organism: Rhagoletis zephyria (snowberry fruit fly)
Lineage: Eukaryota; Metazoa; Arthropoda; Insecta; Diptera; Tephritidae
Source: RefSeq, a predicted model, not a curated record